UCUAAUCCGAGACAAAAGCCCCUCCCAACCGCACUACAACAACGGCAAGUCCUCAUCGUUUGCAUCAUGCCUCAGACCGGUACCCUCGUCCAGGGCGAAACCUCAUCACCUUCUAUGGAUGCUGUCACGGCUAGAGUCACGGAGGUACUCGCACAGCUUCAGUCCCAAGGCACUGUCGGGGUCGAAUUGCCCGGAUUAGUCAAACUUCAUGGCAAUGAGCUGGCGCUGCCCCAUUACGAUCAUGUGGAAAGGCUGGUAGCCAAUGUUGAGUUAGCCUCCAGCUAUUCGGGCCCCAAGCAACAGACUCAGCAACAGGCCGGGAUGCCAAAACCCGGCGACACACAGCAGCAUGAUUUCUGUAUUAACAACAACACCACUCGUCAUAAAGCUAUCAACGAGAACUGCAUCGCAGGUUUGGAGGAGGCGCCGCCUGCAAUCAAAGCGCGGAUCGCAGAUAACGUGGCUGAGAAUGAGUCGAAGCAAUAUAAUCUUAUUGGGACUAGGGGAAAACUUGCCGAAUCGUCUCCCUCUACAAAGGGUCCGGUCAAGAAGGCAGGAGUAGCUGGGGCCUGGGGCUGGGUGCGAGCUCUGCUAUUUGGUGUGGAAUAGGUCUUUCCGUAAACUUUCGUGCCAUUGAAGUCUCUGGUUUGCAUAUGCAGUCAGCUUUUUCAGCUAGUGAUGU
Messenger RNA from Cryphonectria parasitica EP155, 682 nucleotides. RefSeq lists its product as uncharacterized. The coding region runs from base 67 to 609 and encodes 180 amino acids. The record is from RefSeq and is a predicted model, not a curated record. NCBI's taxonomy places the organism in Eukaryota, Fungi, Ascomycota, Sordariomycetes, Diaporthales, Cryphonectriaceae. The transcript is spliced from 3 exons.